Chelmon rostratus (copperband butterflyfish) is the source of this 2649-nucleotide messenger RNA. It is a transcript of the gene rnf169, whose product is annotated as ring finger protein 169. The transcript is spliced from 6 exons. Gene Ontology annotation, molecular function: ubiquitin-protein transferase activity; nucleosome binding. Gene Ontology annotation, cellular component: site of double-strand break; nucleus. The record is from RefSeq and is a predicted model, not a curated record. Lineage: Eukaryota; Metazoa; Chordata; Actinopteri; Chaetodontiformes; Chaetodontidae. Gene Ontology annotation, biological process: double-strand break repair. Bases 44 to 1843 code for a protein of 599 amino acids.
UUGUUUUGAGAGCGGACCGGAGAGAGAAGACUCACCAGGGAAGAUGGCGACCGCAGGGUCCGCCGAACGGCCUGGCAGACCGGCCAGCGCUGCCGCCGGGAGGCACCGGUCCGGGUCCGGGCACGGAGCCGGGUCCGGGUUCAGCCCGGCGGAGAACGAGGCGAAGAAGUGCCCGGUGUGCGCGGAGGGGCAGACCGGCGGCAGCCCGCCCUGCGGACACCCGGCCUGUCCGCUCUGCCUGGCCCAGAGACGGUCCGGCAGCGAAGAGCGGCUCCGGAGGAGCAGUGACCCCGAGAGGAGCAGCAGCAGGCCGGGCAGGAGGGACAGCGACAGCCGGAGAGAGUUCUUCGUCUCUCCUGCUCUCAUCCCCAAAUGUUCCGACGCUGUAUCAGCUCCGAGCGGGAAGCACAAGCUGCUGCUGUUUGAGGACAGAGAGGACGCGAAGAGGAGGAACACUAUGACCUGUAAAGACGAAUCGGUGCGACACGAUGAAGAGCCUGGGGUUCUGUCCGACUCUGAGAACGAGGAGCCCAUCAGCAGGAGGAUCAGAAACAUCUCAGCUUUCAUCAGGAAAACUAAAAACUGUGCAGCCUUCAACGGCGGCUCUCAGAGGAGUCAGAGCUGCACCGACCCGGUGGAGGACGGAGGAGGGAAGCUGAAGGUUGUCGCCCAGCCGGCCCUGUUGGACAGAGUCGGGAUCAGUCACAGCUACACGGCAGGAAUCCUUCUCUCCUCUGAGAACAGUCGUUCGGUCUCAGCUCCCAUCACCGCCCCUGACCGGAGGCUCACCUGGCGAGCCGUCGUCUCCUCCUCGUCUUCGUCGUCGACUCCUCUGGGCCUCCCCCCUCCUAGACCCGAGCGCUCGAUCAGCCCCGAAAGCAACGACAGCAUCUCCGAAGAACUCAACCACUUCAAACCGAUCGUCUGCUCCCCGUGCACGCCGCCCAAACGCCUACCGGACGGACGUCUGAUGGAGCCCACCAUAGUGAAGUCCACACCCAGGAACCUGACCCGCGGCCUACAGAAGGCCACCAGCUACGAGGCCAGUCCUGCCGUCCUGCAGAAGUGGAGGCAGAUCGAACUUGACCGCCAGAGCCUCAAAGUGAACUCCAAGGCAACGCUGACGAGCCCCGUCAACGAGCUCCACAACAAGACUGGCGGGUGGGAGGAAGGUGGCGGGGUCAUCGCAAAGACUCAUCAGUCCCCAGCGGGAAGGGAUGGCGAGGGAGUGAUGGCUGUCAACAAGAGGAGGCUGCUUUUCGACCCUCCGGCCGCUGACACGGAUCCCUUCCAGAAACAGUCUGUAAAAAUCAGAGUCCCUGCAAUCCGCUACAGCACUGAGGCGACUUUCAGAGGAAGUUCAGACUUUGAGCCGACUGUCGGCACUCCUGAGUCCUGCAGCGGAGGAGCUUUUUUUAGUCGAAAACAGUCGUUCUCUCCAUACACUAAGAACUCUGGUUUCCAGUCGUGUAAAUUAGUGCCAAAGGACUCGCAAAGUCCAAGGAAGGAGUCCGACAGUAGCCUCCACAACCAGUCUACCUCAAGGAGGGGCAAGAAGAGGGAACAGAAGACCAAACAUCUGGACUCGGACCGGGACUCGGACCUAAAGAGGAGCCGGUCGGUCAGCCAGGAAGCCUUUGACGAUCGGUACAUCUGUCAGAUCCAGCAGGAGCGUCAGGACCGAGCGCUCGCUCUGAAGCUGCAGAGACAGUUCGACCUGGAGAACCAGACCGUCAACCGCAGGAGGAGCCCUGACGCGUACUUCCUGCGGUCCUGGAUGUCCAAUCAGAACCGCAGGAGGCGCGGCCUGAGGAGAUCCAGACGAAUCAAUAAGAAGCACUAGAGAGGAGUCGCCUGCUGACUCAGCACAAAGACAGACGGGAAGAGGUUCAUAUAUGCAAGGUGACGACAGGUGAAGGAUCAAUGAAUGUUUUCACAGGACCGUCAUCUCCACGGCGAACUCCAAACACACCUUCAGUCAAAGCUGUUGAGGAAAAGGUCAGAAAUCUGAAACUGAACAUUUCUUCCAACAUUUCACCAGCAAAUCACCAAAACUGACCGAACCAAUCAGCUGCAGCCUGAAACCUGAACCUGAGCGGUCCGACAGGAUUGAACUGAUCUCAGUAAACUCUGGAGGACAACAGGACAAAACAAAAGGAUGUUUGACUUUAUUUUGGACAUUUGAUAGAUGAAAGGAUGAAUUGACCAAUCAAAAGCCAUGUGUUGACCUCAGUAGAGACUAGAUCUGUCUGGUACCACUUCUGGGUGAAGCAGUCGGAGGCCUGUGGGACCAGAACCAGAGACCAGUUCUCCUGUGCUGCCGUUCCACUUCCUGGUCCAGGUUUUAAAGCAGCAGUUCCCAGUUACUUCAUAUUGAUGGUGUUAUUGGUUAUUAUAGUUUGUUUUACUGGGUCCACCAACUUAAAAACCAGUAAACGGGGGCGUCGCUGCUGAAGGAGUCUCUGAUGGUCUGUCGUUAUGGUUCUAUAAUAAUCCUUUUCAGCAUUUGUCCGUCAGGUCAGGAGGCAGAGUGCACCUGCAACACACACACACACACACACACACUCACACACACACACACACACACACACACACACUCACACACUCACACAGACACACACACACUCACACACUCACACACACACACAC